AGUCGAUUCACAGAUUGCGCAGCCGAACAUCACCACAAUCCCCCUACCUGAGUUACGACCCAUUGCCAUCUACGAGAUUCACCAUCUGCAGGACGCUGCCUUAGAUCUACUUCACGAUGCUUGGUAUUUAGUUGAACCACGAGCCUCCUCUUUUGCGAUUCGCGCAGGUAGACAAUUGGCUCAGGGCGACAAAACAGUAACGGGUCGCGGUUGCGGUUGCGGAGGCCAUCAACACCCUCACCACCGACAUUGGGCAUCUUCUUUGAGAUCUAUUGUCCUCUGCUUGACUUCACGUCACAUGCCCGUCACCUUGGUACUUCACGCAAAUAACACUAUCCAUUAAUCCAAACAAACGCCCAAGUCGCUCCUUCCCACUGCCUUCUCACAACGCCCACCAUGGCCGACGAUUCAACAGCUCCCCUCGUGGUUGAUACAUCUGACCGUCCGAUCACUCCAACGUUACCAACCCCUCUUGGUUCCAAGACGCCACCGACGAUAUCAUCCAAGCGCUUCGGACACAACGAGGACGGCAUGUCUGCCAUCCAGCGAGCCACCGAGGCCAUGAAAGCCGAUGCUCUGAAUCGGAGGUUAAAAGAAAUUGAGAAUGCUGGAAGACCGCGGGACAGAACUCCAGGUCGUAGUCCUAGUCGAAAGAGACAGAGGAUCUAUGGGGAUAGAUUCAUACCGAACCGAGAUGGACAAGACCUGCAAGCGAGCUACAGCUUGUUACAUGAUGAUGCCUCACCAGCGACACCUUCAAGAUCAAAAAAGAAGACCCCUCAUGGCGAACUACACUUUCAGCGGACGGAAGAAGCGAAUAGAACAUACUCCAAAGUCCUGCGCAACGAGCUGAUGGGUGAUUCAGUCCCGCAAGACUACAGAUCUUUGUCCCCAGAUGAACUGUUCGGCCGACGACAAACCCCUCCAGGCCAACCAUCGAUAUCGGCCAUGCCUCCUGCCUCCAUCACGCCUACCACUCCUCACAAGAAUAUGUUCUCCUACAAGUCCCCACAGAAAGUGAUCGGCUCAGGCCACCCCACUCCCUCAUCUCGAGCCGGAAAACAUCCUGGAAUCAUAAAUCUGAAUGCGAGGUCGGAUUUGUACUCCAUCUCGCCCAUCAACUACUCAUCACAAUCCAUAUUGCAAACACCGCGAAAGCAGCCCCGACCAAUUGCCAAAGUUCCUUACAAAGUGCUGGACGCUCCUGAACUAGCGGACGACUUCUACUUGAAUCUGGUGGACUGGGGAUCGGCGAACAUUCUUGGUGUAGGGCUCGGAUCGUGUGUCUACAUGUGGAACAGUGCCACUGGCAAAGUCACACAGUUAUGCAAGCUGCCUGACAAUGAUUUGGUGACAUCUGUGGCGUGGAUCCAGCGAGGGUCACAUCUGGCGAUUGGAACGCACAAGGGAUUCGUCCAGAUCUACGACGCUGAGAAGUCAAGGAGACUGCGCACAAUGACCGGUCAUUCGGCGCGAGUUGGAGCGCUAGCCUGGAAUGAUCAUAUUUUGACCUCUGGCUCGCGGGAUCGACUGAUAUAUCAUCGGGAUGUCCGCAGCCCAGAUCAGUAUCUGCGAAGGUUGGCAGGUCACAAGCAAGAAGUUUGUGGCCUACGAUGGAACACUGAAGAUGGUCAGCUCGCUUCAGGCGGCAACGACAACAAGUUGUGCGUGUGGGAUAAACUCUCCGAGACACCCUUGUAUCGGUUCUCGAGCCAUGUCGCAGCGGUCAAGGCCAUUGCUUGGAGCCCCCAUCAACAUCACCUGCUGGCUUCCGGUGGUGGAACAGCAGAUCGGUCGAUCAAAUUUUGGAACACCGCCAACGGGUCUCUCAUCAAGGAGGUCGACACAGGAAGUCAGGUGUGCAAUUUGGCCUGGAGCAAGAACAGUGACGAAAUUGUCAGUACCCAUGGCUACAGCCAGAACCAGAUCGUGGUGUGGAAGUAUCCCAAGAUGGAACAGGUUGUCAGUCUGACUGGACACACCUUCCGUGUCCUUUACUUGAGCACGAGUCCAGACGGGACAACAGUUGUGACUGGGGCGGGAGACGAGACACUGCGGUUCUGGAGAGUGUUCGGCAAGAAGGGAAACGAAGGGAGAAACAGUGAUGGCAUUGCUGGACGAUUGGGCGACUGGGGCGCGAUUCGAUGAUUCAACCACUCAUCCCAGUCGUUGCAACCAACUUGUGUCCGCGAACCGACCUAUACAACCGUCAUGCCCAACAUUACCACGCACGAACCCAAACGAUUUCACAUUGAGAUGACUUCUUGACGAAGUCGACUUGGAUCGACUCGAAUUUGUUACGACGUCUUGACUCCACGCGACCAACACUGUACAGCACACAGCUUUAUGACAUUCAGCCCGCGAGCUAAUUUCCAUGGACGGACGGGGUGGAGCUGAUGAUUAUAUUCUUUCUUAUUAGCGAGCACGAAAGGCCAUGUCAGAUUCAGAACCAGAACCAGAACCAGCGAGCGACCAAUCUUUGUCCGAGCUGGGAUAUCACGAGACUUUGCCACGAUCUGAUGGUGGAGGGCGUUGUGACGGAGAUCUUUUUUGCAGAUGAUGGGGGCUGCCUUGGCUUCACGAACUAGCUUGAGCGAGUUGGGGAUUGCUGUUGAUUUUUGCAAGCGUGGCGCCCAUGGUAGCACCGGAUCAUAGGUCAAGCGAUUUCAUAUGGUUGGGAAAGCAGGUGUCUCUCACCGUUGAGAGCUAUGGUCUGCAGGAGGUACUCCAGGAUCCAGGCACAAAAGCCCGACGAUUUUGUAAGGAGGCCACUACAAAUAACAAAGACCGAGCUGAGAAACCGAAAACGGAUUCAAGUGCACUGCGCAGAC
Messenger RNA from Cladophialophora immunda, 2831 nucleotides. RefSeq lists its product as uncharacterized. Lineage: Eukaryota; Fungi; Ascomycota; Eurotiomycetes; Chaetothyriales; Herpotrichiellaceae. The record is from RefSeq and is a predicted model, not a curated record. Bases 397 to 2148 code for a protein of 583 amino acids. Gene Ontology annotation, molecular function: protein binding; ubiquitin ligase activator activity; anaphase-promoting complex binding. Gene Ontology annotation, cellular component: anaphase-promoting complex. Gene Ontology annotation, biological process: positive regulation of anaphase-promoting complex-dependent catabolic process; positive regulation of ubiquitin protein ligase activity; anaphase-promoting complex-dependent catabolic process. The transcript has 2 exons.